Molecule: messenger RNA, 5473 nt
Organism: Phytophthora nicotianae INRA-310
Lineage: Eukaryota; Oomycota; Peronosporomycetes; Peronosporales; Peronosporaceae
Product: arginine-tRNA ligase
Exons: 2
Coding region: 48-2495 (815 amino acids)
Biological process (GO): arginyl-tRNA aminoacylation
Cellular component (GO): cytoplasm
Molecular function (GO): ATP binding; arginine-tRNA ligase activity
Source: RefSeq, a predicted model, not a curated record
GGCCAAAAGCACUGAUAGACGCUAGACCCCUUCCAUUUCCUCCUACGAUGCAGCUCCUGAUCGGCAAGAAGCCGGGCGACGAGGAGCUCAAGUGCUUCCUAGCGUUUUCUCUCACUGGCACUGAAUUCUCCAUUGGCGCUGCGGACAAGAAAUACUCAAGCUGCGGCCCGCAACUAGCCGUGAAGCCUGACGCUGAAUUGCUUUUCUCGGCCAACGCCGUGUGCCGCUUCGUGGCCGCCAACGCUGGCCAGUUACAGAGCGAUGAUCUGGCCGUGGACGAGUGGAUCGAGUGGGAGGCCAACACGCUGGCCCCAUGGCUGCGCGUGGCCAAGGCCACUAGCAACAAGAACGGCGAGCUGGCCGGCCAACUGGCUGCUAUGCUUGAGGCCAAGGAGGAGGCGCGGCCCAAGAACAGCGGCGACCUGCAGUUCCUCUUCGGCUCGGAGCUCUCAUUGACCGACGUCGUGGCUGGUGUCACGCUGCGCGCUGCCUUCAAGGUUGUCAAGGAGGAGAAGGACGAAGCCGCUAUCUUACAAACUUUCCGUAAGUACGUGGCCCAGCUCUUCGCCCGAGACGACGUGGCCAAGGGCGUGGCCAGCAUGAAGAACGCCGGAAAGGCUGCUAAGAACGGCAAGAGCGCCCCCGGUGCCGCCUCCGGUGCCCCGGCCACUGCCGUAAAGGACGUCAAGCGCUCCACGUUCAAGCUGGACGAGAAGCUCGAGCAGGGCCUGACCUACCACAAUAUCCUGGAGGUGGUCGAGUCCCUUUUUGAUGCUGCUAUUAAGGCUGCAUACCCUGGCCUGGACGUCCCGCCUGUCGAAGUGACGCGUACCAACGUCAAGAACGCCAAGUUCGGCGACUACCAGUGCAACUCGGCCAUGUCCAUCUUCACGGCGCUCAAGGGUACGCCCAACGCGGCCCGCUCGCCCCGUGACGUGGCCAACACUAUUAUCGCGGCCAUGCCCGAGACGCGUGUGCUGGACCGCCUGACCGUUGCUGGCGCGGGCUUCAUCAACGCUUUUCUGACUAAGGAGUUUGUGGCCGCGCGCCUUCAGAACGUGCUGGCCAACGGCGUGCAGCCGGCCCCGCAGAAGAAGCAGACGAUCGUCGUCGACUUCUCUUCGCCCAACAUCGCCAAGGACAUGCACGUGGGCCACCUGCGUUCCACGAUCAUCGGUGACACCAUGUCCCGUAUCCUCGAGUUCCAGGGCUACGACGUCAAGCGUAUUAACCACGUCGGUGACUGGGGCACCCAGUUCGGCAUGCUGAUCUGCCAUCUCACAGAGACAUACCCUACCUGGGAGACGGAAAUGCCCAACGUGACGGACCUGACCAAGCUGUACAAGGCCGCCAAGGAGCGUUUUGACGCCGACGCGGACUUCCAUGAGCGAUCCAAGGCCCAGGUGGUGCUAUUGCAGUCCGGUGACGAAAACUCCCGUAAGGUGUGGGAGACGCUGUGUGAGAUCAGUCGUCGUGAGUUCCAGAAGGUGUACGACCGUCUGGGCGUGUCGCUUAAUGAAAUGGGCGAGUCGUUCUACAACCCCAUCAUCCCGGACGUCCUGGACAAGCUGCGUGCCAAGGGCAUCGUGGAAAUGAGCAACGGCGCCGAAGUGGUGUUUACCAAGGCGUUCAAGCAGCCGUUUAUGCUGGUAAAGAGUGACGGCUCCUACCUGUACGACACGACCGACAUUGCUGCUCUGUGGUACCGUCUGCACGAGAUGAAGGCCGACCGCGUUAUCUACUACACGGACUACACGCAGAAGGAUCACUUCGGUUUGCUGUUCGAGGUGGGCCGCAUGUCGGGCAUUUACGACCCGACCAAGCAGCGCGCGGAUCACGUGGGCUUCGGCACGGUGAACGACGAGUCCGGCAAGCGCUUUAAGACGCGCUCGGGCGAGACCGUGCGUCUGGUAGAGCUGCUGGACGAGGCAAAGGUGCGCAUGAAGGCGCAGCUGGUUGAGCGUAUUGAGGCAGGACAGACGUCGCUGCCCAUGGACCAGGUGGAUGCUGCCGCCGAGAAACUCGGCUACGGCGCCGUCAAGUACUUCGACCUGCGUCAGAGCCCGACGUCCAACUACAUCUUCAGCUUCGACCGCAUGCUGUCCACCAACGGUGACACGGCUGUGUAUCUCAUGUUUGCGUACGCCCGUCUGUCGUCAAUUAUCCGCAAGUCGGGCGUGGACAUGGCUGCGCUCGUGGCACAGCAGCAGAAGGAGGGAAACGUGCUCAAGCCCGAGCACCCAACGGAACAGGCUCUGGUCAUCGAGCUGCUGCAGCUGCAGGACGUGAUCGUGUUUAUCAACAAGGACCUGAGCUCCAACCGACUGUGCAGCUACCUGUACACGAUCUCGGAGAAGGUGCAGACGUUCGUCACCGCUUGCCGUGUACUUGGUAGCGAAGAGCAGAACAGCCGUCUGCUACUGUGCGAUGCCACUCUUAAGGUCAUGAAGACGUGCUUCUCACUGCUGGGAAUCGACCCGCUAGACCAGAUUUAAGGCGUGGUUCGUUCGGCUCUCAGUACAACGGCAUCAACGGCGAGGUGAAUGCUCGAAAAUGAAGCUCAAUAUUUGAUUAGGAAAAUUCUAACUUGCGGGCAUUUCUCCAGGACUUGCUGGUGAUCGUCUAUAUAACAUGCAGAGUUGGGUGAUGGUCGUAGUUGUUGAAACAUGCAGGCAAAAUUACAUCGUGACGCCGGGCCCGGCGAGAUCUAUGCGGUGGUGCUGUACUGGAGACCCGUGUCGGUCUCGAGCACGGUGCAGUCGGACAGGAUAAAGCGCAGCGAGUAGGCCGACAACCGCCGUCCGCCAGACGAUUCGGACGAGUCGUCCAUGUCUUCGUCCUCCUCCUCUUGGCCCGCGUCAUCGUCAGAAGCAGCGGCCAGCACGGCGGGGUCGAUCGGGGCGUUGGCCGUGUAGCUUGGCGGCGGCAACGUCGGCACGUCGGCCGGCGUGAGCUGCAGCUCGGACGGCACCUGGCCGCCGACAAGCUCCAGGUACUCCUGUGUGAGCUGCUUGAUCUUCUGCUGGAUGCGAGCCUUCUGCUCGGCAUCCGAGACGUGCGCCAUGUACUUGCAUAGGUGCUGGAUCUUGAUGAGCUUGGACGACACCUGACGGUAUGGCCACCGCUGGAUCUGCUUCCUGCGGCAUACGCGCUUGACUACGGCCUCGCAACUGCCAAGGCGACGCGCAGCUUCCCGCAGUGGCAGGUGAUAGUACUUCUGCAGCUCGGACAGUUCGAAGUCGGCGCUGGUGCUGGUCAUGGUGCUUGUUGCUGUGGUUGAGUUAGUCGAGGUUGAUGGGACUGGUAGCCGUAGUCCGUAAGCGAGUGUUGUGGUGGAUCGGAGCUGCUGAUGCGCUUUGAAGCAACUUGUGAAAUGAAGACGAGAUGGUGGUGUGCAGCUCGCGAGCAGGUGGGUGAAGGAGCUCGGCGCAGAAAGUGCGUCGUCAUGAACUCGGCGCCGCGCGUAGAGUACCUGUUCGCGCGAUGACAAGAAAUUGAAGUUCGGCGGGCUCCGCUAAGUUUCGCGUGCUAAUCAAUGGAGAUCAGCAGUUGCAGGUCGAAUGGAUUCCAGAACGGACGACGACGUUUGUGCGACGGCAACGGCGAGCCGUGAUUUCGCUGCCUGACCGCCGCCGGCAUUCGAUGUUCAACAGACCAAUGCACUGCUGUUGCUGUUGGCUGUAGCCACCCGCGACAAGCUGCGCUGGUCGCUGCAAUUGAACUGAUCGUGGCGUACGAUCCUGCUGCAGGAUUCCGACACAGGCCUAUCUGACAGAGAGUUAGCUGCAUGACACUCCGCCACACGAGCUCCGCUCGCGACUUGCACAGAAGCUCUGCAAAAUCCAUCGGUUCCACAGCCGUAAGCUCGACGUUGUGCCGUUGUCCUCGGUUCAAGUGUCUAGGUACGUAGAACACGAACGCGGAGAGCGACAGGCACGGCAAGUGGACGUCACGCCCAAAUGGCUACGCGCUCCGGGCCAAUGUACCAUGGGCGACCGCUGCUAGUAGCGGGGCUCCAGGAUCCAAUGCAUUCAGCAAACAUGCCACGUGUAUCUUGGCCGUUGCCACCGUAUGCCUAGUACUGUAUGCUUGUCAACUUGACUGUCAAGACCCUCAUGCGACAAGACUCGAGCUCUCGCUUCAGUUACAGUUCAAAGAUCCUUCUACUAACUUCAGAGAGCUGGUUCAGGUCCGUCUUUCUGGUGGCCGUUGUUGGCCAGCAUCUUUUGGAGAAGCAGAUAGUCUCAGCCAGUAUUCUGACUCGGAGCUCGGAGCCACGACUCCACCGAGCCGCUCCGGUGGUGGAGCUGCUCUCUUCAAUACCGAUCCGACCAGGUCGCUAAUCGACGCGGUUGCUCAGUCGCGUACACAACGAAGCGGUGCCAGGCGCCGCAGCCACAGGUUGCCGCCAGCUGGGCAGGCGUUGUGUAGGCUCGCGAGAGCUCUCGCCGCGAUCGGUGCACGCGCGACCAGAGCAGAGCCUCGCACACCCGAGACAUUCUCGUGCGUAUAUUUUGCUGACGGUGGAGCCACCGCGCGAAUCGUCACGGCGAGCCGUUUUUCUUCUGCUGGCAGGCAGCAAGAUCCGAUCGGUGUGCUGUACUCUGUACAUGCACGAGCUAAAAUCCGCCGCUAACAGCUCGGCCUUGCCGCUGACACAGCGCUGACGAGAGCUGUCCGCCGCUUCGUCGCUUGCAGCGAUCCAACGCGCAAUCUUGUGUCGAUCGCCUGCCCCGUCCUGCGUGCGCCGCCUCAACUCCAGCUGCCUGGAUCGCCUCGCAGCCGCCGCCAAACUCGUGGGCGCGCGGCGCGGGGCUAUCCUCUUGGCUGCAUGCGCGCGUAACGACCAAGCGACUACCAAAAGAAAACAGAGCCUUCGUAGAGCUCCGAUUUCGAUGGCAAGCGGCCAAGCAACCGGUUGCUCGAAUCCAGUCGUAUUGCUGCAUGCCAGCGACGGGGUCGCGACGAGCUCAGAGCGCUCGGAGCGGUGUUGCCGCGUCGAGCUCAAAAAUACAGGCACGGAGCCGCUGGCGUACUACAGCGCCGCGUUCCACCGUCCAACUGCAACAGCUUGCACGCACGCCGGUUCAACCGGCGCCCAAGCGCCACCAACGACAUGGCGACGUUACUUGAGACUCAGCUCGCGACGCCGAAAUAAAAGGGUCCACCGGCAAGUCUGCUGUCUAACCUACCGUAGGCCCUACGAACCCGGCGGGGCGAGUUAGCUACAUGGAUCGCGUCGCAGUCGUCGGCGCAGCGAUCUUGACUCAAGUUGAGUUGGACGCACGCCGUCUCUGUCUUCCGAGAGAUGUCUCCGCCGUGAGACGUGUGGUUGCCAAGUUGCCACUGUAGCCAUCGCCGUCGUGUUGUUGAAAGUUGAACCGAAUAAGAUCGGGGCGGGGUCGCCAAUUCAACAAGAUACCUGUACACUCGUUUACUAAGUAUAAUUUUCCAUGGCCUAACGCAAUGCAGG